CAGGUACGCAGAAUUCCAGCUUGAACAGGCUGCUAGCGCAGUUCUCACCUUUCUUCGUAGGCUGCUAUACUGCUUGUGGUGUAGUACAUAGCGCGACUGCUAUGCAGUGAUAGCUGCACACCGCUUAAAACUUGACACAUACAUAACAGCUAAUGUAUAUUUAUGUCUAUAGGAAUAUAUACAUAUAUAUAUACACAUAUAUAUAUGCAUAUGCAUAAGUAUACAAGAAAACAAUAUGCGGUUUUUACGCAGGCGGAGGCACGUAGUGCUCGCGUGUUUAGUAUUGAUCCUUCUAAGCUUAUGGCCUAAUAUAUAUAGCCCUAAACCCAUAGUCAUAGACGUUGAAUCUGACACACUAUACAUUAAUCACAGGCGAAGGCCGAGGCUGUCCAUAGAACCUGCUGGAAACUAUGGCAACGCUUACUAUGGCUCAGAUGAGUUUGAACACAGCACAAAUGUCCCCCCGUGUAGAAAGUUUUUUGUCGUAUGGCCUGUUGGUGCAGAGGAGUGGCAAGAGACCAAAACAAUCGCGCUAGAGAGUCUAUUUAGAUACGAUCCAUGUGCGCAGGUGUUUAUAUACGCGAAUGAGCUGCCUUUGGAUUUCUUUGACCUGUUCGUAGAGGCUGGUUUCUUCGUGCGUAUAGAACGGUAUGACCUGCCUACUUUGACGGAGAAUAUGAGAGGGUCAAAGUAUGCAGAGAUGUACUUUGACGUGAGGACUCGCAAGCGAUCAAGCAACUACGCUAUGCACGAAGUCUCGUUUUUAAGAGCUGUAUUGCUGUAUAAAUACGGUGGCAGCUAUACCAGUCUAGACUACUUGAUGCUACCUACUUCCAGAUCUAUCAGCACGUCCAGGAAUGUGGUGGGAGCGGAGAGAUGUGUAGAGGACUCCCCAGGCUGCUUUGACAUCCACUAUCUGCCUGGGCUAAAGACCAUAGGUGGCGUGCACCACUUCCCGAAUAACGCCCACCUCACCGCCUCCGCCCGUGUGCUACUGGACUGGGACAGCCGGCACACACUCAUGGAGCGUAUACUCUACGAGUUCGACAACUACUUUGACUCAUCCUGUGCUGACUGCACGGGCGACCAGUUGGUGGGUGUACUAGUUCCGCAGUUCUCCGAUAGCGUGACCUUAGUGGCUGAGGAACUAAUGUUCUCAGUGCGCAUGAACCAGGUCAACUACCAGGAAUGGGCGGCUGGCACUACAUACUGCGACCUGGCCAUGAGCUCAGGCUUUGGCUUCAAACUCGACACGCAAACUCGCACGCAGUACAACUUGGAACACGAGGCUACGCUACAGUGCUUGACGGAUAGGAUACGUAUCAGACCCAACGUGACUGUGCCGUUCGAUACGGUACGAACACCCAUCGGAGCUGUGCUGAAGCAGGCGUACAAGCCCCAGAAUAUACAGCGCUCGCUUUCUUGUGCGAGCGCAAAGCAUAUACCGAUGCAACGAAAUGUGGCCGUGGUGCUAUUAAUGUCCAAUCAAGAAGCAAGGGAUAUACGGACUAUUCUGCAGACCUUUAUGGACAGUGCCUAUGUACGCGAGUUUGUCAUCUGGAACAACAACCCCGACGUGCCCAUAACGGCGCAGAGUGUAUACACGGAAUAUAUCAACCUGGUCAAGGGCAGCCAGGGCAAGCACCCCAACAACAUGGAAAAGGGGCCGUUUGUCCCGUGCAUACGCGUGUACAACGUAGAACGGGGCAUGAGCGUGCUGUCUCUGGGUCGGUAUGCGGCCUGCUUAGCCUCCACCUCCGCCCUGUGCUACUUCCAAGACGGGGGGUAUGUCGUAGAAGACUCUGAGCCUCUGUUCAAUCUGGCCAACCAGGAACCUCACCGCAUGCACAGCUUGACCACCGCUGAAGGUGUGCGUGCGGCUAACACAUGGAAGUUCAACGAUAUCUCGGAGGGUGUUGGACUACACGCCCAGUUCUCGGGUGUGAACAUGGGGUCGUGCGUGUCCCGCGAGAUAGUGCAACGGUUUGUACUGCAGUUGCUGGCCUCGGGAAUUAGUUCGACGGACCGGACGAUGGCGGACUUCUACUUUAGUGUAUGGGCCAACGUGCCGCAGGAUGUGCUGGAGGGCAAGAUUAGCAAGCUGGCAAGCGCCUCUGGCGACAACAUCGAUGAGGUAUACGACCAGUUGCAGGAUAGGGGCAGCAAGUGGAACCAGGUGAAGAUCAAAUACAGCGUUGAUAAGCUGUAUGCCGUGCUGACAGAGUCCCACUACGCGAGCGUGCGACAUCUGUUCCUGCCGUACGACUUUAGCACUCCCAGUUGGUACCACACAAUCAGCGGUGAAGAGCAGCUGCGCACACACUCACUCACGCACAAACACCUGCACAGCCGCAGCGCUCUUGACCUAAUCGACACUCAAGCACACGCGCCUACCGCGCUGUUGCGCGAACCAAGCUUGUUUACCGGGUGUACGAUCCACCAUAAGGACUACCAAGGGAUUGUUCGCACGGAUGCUUCACGGUACUCAAAGAUACAUCCACCUACGUAUGAUCCCAGUGUGGGGCUGGACGCACACUUGGCACGAACAUCCUUCCAGGAUCGCGCGGAGUAUAACAUUAGAAACUUAGUAGACGGCCAGCGCAAGACAUACUUCAUCCCGUUUAUGGACCAGACGUGCCACAACAUCACCAUCGACCUCGUACAACCUAUAGCGUGUAGCUACGUUGCUGUUACUCUUUCCUCUGGGGCUGAGAGUGUGCAGAUUGUAGUGCGCAUGGCCCGAAGUGGGCGUAUGCUCAACAUAGGCAGACACCGUAUGGAUCGCCGAACGGGCAAGCAGACAGUAGCCGGAGGUAGGAAGGGGGUUAUGUUGGAGGAGGACUAUAGCGAUGGCAUGCGGUCGGAAGAGUACAAGGUGCAGAGCUUGCUUGUGUCUUGGGUGGCAGUGGAGGUUUGUGCGCGAGUUGUGGACAGCAGAGAGGUUCCCAUAGACGUGUACGACUUGUCCUUGGUGACUGAACUGUAAACUGGAUAUGGGCGUAUGAACGCCGAUAUCUAUAUAUACUCUUUGUGCGUGCAUAUGUGCUACUAUAGACUCAGGCAGAGCGACAAAAACGAGCACAGGUCCUCAAAUAUGGGUGUGCUCGAACGUGAGCUGUGGUGAGCGUUCAAAAGAGUUAUGCACUUAUGCAGCUUGGGAAGAGGGUGAUCUGCACCACUGGAAUGCACCUAGUCCGGUGUUUGGGUUUGAAGUGAAAGUAUUUAUUAGUAAUAGAGCGAUUGAAAUUAAACGAGAUUCUGGAC
This is a messenger RNA of Sphaeroforma arctica JP610, 3264 nucleotides long. RefSeq lists its product as hypothetical. NCBI's taxonomy places the organism in Eukaryota, Ichthyosporea, Ichthyophonida. The transcript is spliced from 2 exons. The coding region runs from base 236 to 2986 and encodes 916 amino acids. The record is from RefSeq and is a predicted model, not a curated record.